Messenger RNA from Pan troglodytes (chimpanzee), 991 nucleotides. Its product is annotated as phosphatidylinositol 4,5-bisphosphate 3-kinase catalytic subunit alpha isoform-like. NCBI's taxonomy places the organism in Eukaryota, Metazoa, Chordata, Mammalia, Primates, Hominidae. Gene Ontology annotation, biological process: phosphatidylinositol-mediated signaling; phosphatidylinositol-3-phosphate biosynthetic process; cell migration. Gene Ontology annotation, cellular component: phosphatidylinositol 3-kinase complex, class IB; phosphatidylinositol 3-kinase complex, class IA; plasma membrane. Gene Ontology annotation, molecular function: 1-phosphatidylinositol-4-phosphate 3-kinase activity; 1-phosphatidylinositol-3-kinase activity. The transcript has 5 exons. The record is from RefSeq and is a predicted model, not a curated record. Bases 146 to 781 code for a protein of 211 amino acids.
GCAAGAUAUGCUAACACUUCAAAUUAUUCGUAUUAUGGAAAAUAUCUUGCAAAAUCAAGGUCUUGAUCUUCGAAUGUUACCUUAUGGUUGUCUGUCAAUCGGUGACUGUGUGGGACUUGAGGUGGUGUGAAAUUCUCACACUAUUAUGCAAAUUCAGUGCAAAGGCGGCUUGGAAGGUGCACUGCAGUUCAACAGCCACACACUACAUCAGUGGCUCAAAGACAAGAACAAAAGAGAAAUAUAUGAUGCAGCCAUUGACCUGUUUACACGUUCAUGUGCUGGAUAUUGUGUAGCUACCUUCAUUUCGGGAAUUGGAGAUCGUCACAAUAGUAACAUCAUGGUGAAAGACGAUGGACAACUGUUUCAUAUAGAUUUUGGACACUUUUUGGAUCACAAGAAGAAAAAAUUUGGUUAUAAACGAGAACGUGUGCCAUUUGUUUUGACACAGGAUUUCUUAAUAGUGAUUAGUAAAGGAGCCCAAGAAUGCACAAAGACAAGAGAAUUUGAGAGGUUUCAGGAGAUGUGUUACAAGGCUUAUCUAGCUAUUCGACAGCAUGCCAAUCUCUUCAUAAAUCUUUUCUCAGUGAUGCUUGGCUCUGGAAUGCCAGAACUACAAUCUUGUGAUGACAUUGCAUACAUUCGAAAGACCCUAGUCUUAGAUAAAACUGAGCAAGAGGCUUUGGAGUAUUUCAUAAAACAAAUGAAUGAUGCACAUCAUGGUGGCUGGACAACAAAAAUGGAUUGGAUCUUCCACACAAUUAAACAGUAUGCAUUGAAUUGAAAAGAUAACUGAGAAAAUGAAAGCUCACUCUGUGGAUUCCACACUGCACUGUUAAUAACUGUCAGCAGGAAAAGACCGUUUGCAUAGGAAUUGCACAAUCCAUGAACAGCAUUAGAAUUUACAGCAAGAACAGAAAUAAAAUACUAUAUAAUUUAAAUAAUGUAAAUGCAAACAGGGUUUGGUAGCACUUAAACUAGUUCAUUUCAAAAU